AAAUAAUCGACAUACUUCUUUUUUCAUGUUUUAUUUAAACUUUGCAUACAUUUUGUUGUAUUGGAUGAAUAAAAUAUACAAUUUAAAUCAUAUUAGUUUUUAUUUUUAUAAAUUAAUAAAAGAUUAUUAAUUUAUUAGAUAAUUCUUUUAUUUUCUUCGUUCCGCCAUCUGUUUAAAGAAACAUAAACUACAAUGAAUGAUAUUUACAUGUGAAUUGUGAUGCCAUCUAUUUGGGUAUUAAAACAAUAGUUCGUAAAUAUAAUGGUAGAAAAUUGAAAAUACCUGCUAUAAGUAGACCCUGCAUUAUUUUGACGUACUUCUUUUUUCGAUGUCAUAAUAUGUCAUUCAUUUUGUUGUACUACAAUUGAAACCUUAUGUAUUUAUGAUAAGUACUAUAUUGACUUGUAUUUAAAAAAAUAUAGUGUUUUUCGGAAUCGCGUUUUGGAAUGAUUGAAUUAGUACCUUAUGUAGUGACUCAUAAGUUUCAUAUUGACUUGUAUUAAAAAAAUAUAGUGUUUUGCUGAAUCGCGUUUUGCUUUUGGAAUGAAUUAAUUAGUGCCUUAAGAUUUGAGACAUAAGUUUCAUUUUGACUUGUAAUAUAGGGUUUGGCCGAAUACAUGGUUUGAAUCCGAUUCAUGUACGAUUUGCCCGAUUCAGUCACAUCGGCAAUAUAGUGUUUCAGAAAAUAUAUAGAUGCCGAAUGUUUUGAUAUAUAGAUUUUGAUAUUACUGCAAUAUAUAGAUUUAAUAUCUAUAUAUGUUUUGUAUCGUCCAUACCUACAAUAGAAAAGAAAUCGUAUUGUGGAGAUUGAUGUAUGAGAAUUCAUUUACUGAAUACUUAGGAUAGGAGAAUUUUUAAUUCCUCAUCAAGAUGACGACGUUGGCAGAGCCGAACCUGGGUAAUGGUCGCAACAAAGGUUUAUUUAAUAACAUGACCGGCUUCAGUACAUUGAUCACGGUUACGGUUUUGUUGCUGGCUUGGUUGGCCGGUUUCGCAUCCCGGCUUUUUGCAGUUAUCCGUUUCGAGAGUAUUAUCCACGAGUUCGACCCUUGGUUCAACUAUAGAUCUACAGCGUAUAUGGUGCAGCAUGGUUUCUAUAAUUUUCUAAAUUGGUUCGACGAGCGAGCAUGGUACCCCCUUGGUCGCAUCGUGGGGGGUACAGUUUACCCUGGUCUAAUGAUCACAUCAGGGUCAAUACACUGGUUACUGCACGCCCUGAAUAUACCAAUACAUAUAAGAGAUAUUUGUGUGUUCCUUGCACCAGUGUUCAGUGGUUUAACAGCAAUAGCUACAUAUCUAUUGACUGCAGAGCUGUGGUCGAGGGGUGCUGGCUUGUUUGCCGCAUGUUUCAUAGCCAUAGUACCUGGCUACAGCAGCAGGUCUGUGGCAGGGAGCUAUGAUAACGAGGGAAUUGCUAUAUUUGCCCUCCAGUUCACAUAUUUCCUUUGGCUGAAAAGUUUAAAGACUGGUUCAGUUUUCUGGUCAAUAUGUACAGCGCUCUCCUAUUUUUAUAUGGUGUCAGCAUGGGGUGGAUAUGUUUUUAUAAUCAACCUGAUACCCCUGCAUGUGUUUGCACUGCUGAUAAUGGGGAGGUUCUCUCAGAGACUGUUUGUGAGCUACAGUGUUUUCUACAUAGUGGGACUUCUUCUGUCCAUGCAAAUACCGUUUGUUGGAUUCCAACCAAUCCGCACAAGUGAACACAUGGCUGCGUCAGGUGUAUUCGCCCUGUUGAUGGCUGUUGGUGCUUUGAAAUAUUUACACAGUCUGAAUCCAAAGGGGCAGUGGAAGCAGUUGCUCAUAGUUGGGGGACUAGUGUCUGCAGCUCUGGUGUUCCUCAUGGUUGUGUUCCUUACUUACAUGGGUGUGAUAGCUCCAUGGAGUGGCAGAUUCUAUUCCCUAUGGGACACUGCGUACGCGAAGAUCCACAUCCCCAUCAUAGCCUCAGUGUCGGAGCAUCAGCCCACAACAUGGUCGUCGUUCUUCUUUGACCUGCACGUGCUUGUGUGUACAUUCCCUGUGGGGCUUUGGUAUUGUGUCAAGAAUAUCAACGAUGAGAGAGUAUUUGUGACGUUAUACGCUCUAAGUGCGGUAUACUUCGCGGGUGUGAUGGUUCGACUCAUGCUGACUCUAACGCCUGUAGUGUGUGUGCUAUCCGGAAUAGCAUUCUCUAUCCUCCUUGAUCUCUUACUGAGGGAGGACGAACUGCCCGCUGCACCGGUUGAACCCAAUGAUAAGAAUCUCUAUGAUAAGGCUGGUAAAGUGAAGAAGCGCGCGCCAGAGCCAACCACACAAGCGGACUUCGGUUUAGGAACCAAUGUGCGCUCUGGUGUGCUCAUCGCCUUCAUGAUACUGCUGAUGCUGUUCUCUGUGCACUGCACCUGGGCGACUUCCAAUGCUUACUCCAGCCCCAGUAUUGUGCUGGCCAGUUAUGGGAAUGAUGGAUCACGUAAAAUAUUGGACGACUUCAGAGAAGCUUACGGCUGGUUGUCACAGAAUACAGCUGAUGACGCUAGAAUUAUGUCCUGGUGGGACUAUGGUUAUCAGAUUGCGGGAAUGGGUAACAGGACGACUCUAGUCGACAACAACACGUGGAACAAUUCCCACAUAGCACUCGUCGGUAAAGCCAUGGCCAGCAAUGAGACUGCUGCAUACGACAUUAUGACGAUGUUGGACGUGGACUACGUGCUGGUUAUAUUCGGUGGAGCGAUAGGCUACUCUGGGGAUGACAUCAACAAGUUCAUAUGGAUGGUGCGGAUUGCUGAGGGAGAACACCCUAAAGAUAUCCAUGAAGCUGACUAUUUUACGGAAAAAGGAGAAUACAGAGUAGAUUCUGAAGCAUCUAAAACAAUGUUAAAUUGUCUAAUGUACAAAUUAUCCUACUAUAGAUAUGACAGCGGCGGCAGUCCGCCGGGCUACGACCGCACGCGCGGGGCUCUGCCCGGCAACCGCGGCUUCAAGCUCACUUUCCUUGAGGAGGCUUACACCACGGAGCAUUGGCUCGUUAGAAUAUACAGAGUUAAAAAGCCGUAUGAAUUCAACCGGCCCCGGUUGCCGCUAGCGAAGAGGACAAUACAGACAAGCCUUACCAUGUCCAAAAAGACUUCGAAGAGGAGAAAAGGUGUACUGAAGAACAAGCCGACGCUAGUGAAGGGUAAAAAAUUGUCGAAGUUGUAGUGAAGCAAUUGAGCGCGCGGCCUAGUGAUAUGUCGUAUCAGUGGUAACUAUGCAGUAUUCGUUUUUGGACUUACAUUUGAUCUGAGUGAAGUUAGUUAAUACGUAAUGUCGCUAAUGCAACAGCACUCGUCUCGUCUUCAAUACGAUACAAAAAUCUAGGAGGCCCUGCCCAACCCCAAUUAUUUAGCAAGUUUUGUUAAUUAUUUUAUCAUGUUGGUAGAAAAAGUACUGUAUGCCACUGCACGUAAUUAGCGGUUGUAGCACUCGUGCUGUCUAUUGUGCAAUUUGGCUUCUCUUUGCACAAGCAUCACUUGAGCUACAAUUGUCCCUUUACAUGACAGUGGCAUAAAUAACUAUUUUCGUUAUUGCAAUCAUCUAACAUUGUAUUUCUGCAUCCACGGUCGUGGGUUCGAUUCCCACAAAUGGAAAAUAUUUGUGUGAUGAGCAUGGGUGUUUUCCAGUGUCUGUGUGUAUUUAUACAUUAUAUAAGUAUUUAUAUGUAGUAUAUAAUUUUAUAUUAAUAUUAUAAUAUCAACUAUCUUAGCACCCAUAACACAAGCUACUCUGUAUGCUUACUUUGGGGCUAAAUAGUGAUGUGUAUUGUUUAAGUAUAUUUAUUUAUUUAUUUAUUAUUUUACACAAAAUGACAUAUUUAUCGUUAUUUUACGUAAAGUGGCAUUAGUAUAUUAGUAGUUGUAGCAAAUUAGUGACGUUAUUUUAACGAAAACCCGUUUUUUAAUGUAAUUUCGUUGUAAAAUAAUCAUGUUAGACGAUCGUAAAAACAAAAAAAUCACUGCCACUUGUAUGUAAAAUGAUAAUUUCAAGGACAUUUCGUUGCAAUAACCAUGUUAAUUGAUCGAAAACAAAAAUUCGAUGAAAAAUGUUGACACGACCAAAAUACAUAAUUGACAUUCACUUUGCGAUUGCAUAUCAAUUACAAUGUGGGUAGUAAAAUAUAUUUGUCAGGAAAAUAAAGCAAUACAACUUUAAAGCAAGGGUUAUAAAGUCGAAUUUCCUCUGACUUAUUCUCUUGUUAAUGGUACAAAGCAUAAUAAAUUUCCUGUGACCUGAAUUAUCGCUACUACAGUGUAGUUAGGUAUGUAUUAUUUAUAUAAUUUGUAAAAUAAUUUACGAGGUGAACUGAACUUUAUCACUAAAUAGUUUCAAGUUUUAAUACAAAAUGUUGCAUUCAAAUUAAACAUCCAUGUGAAUUGGGGUACAUACGAAGUGAUUUGGUAUAGUCUAAGAUCCGUAUUAGAAACGAUCUUCACCCAUCUGUUUAUUGCAUCGAUCUCUUAUUAAAAAGUAGAUGCACAAUCACCAAAAAAACGUUACCACUCAAUGAGUGCCAAACACAACUUCUUGGCACUCUAUUAAAGUAGUCGCAUUUGCACAUUUAACCUAAGGUUGAAUUUGAUCUGAAUUUGGGAUUUUUUUCUGGACAAUUUUCAGCCCUGUAUCAUUCGUAUCAUUUGGGCCCGAGUUCGUAUGGAGACUGGGUUUCUCCAUUGCUACAGAAGCAAUAUUUUAAUUAAGUUUAUCGAUUUUAUUGAUAUAUGAUUUAUAUGAUUUAUGAUUAACGAUAUAUGUAUAUUGAUAUAUGAUUAACGAUAUCCCGAAUAUUAGGUACUGUACAAUUGAUUGAAUCUACUCAUCCACAAUAUUGUGUUUGCUUGUAUGUAAGUUGUAAUAUACUAAAUCGUUUCAACAAUGCUGCAUACUUACCACUGGUAUUAAGUGUUUGAUCUAUGACUGACACCAAUCCUUUGUGUAUUUAGUCUAUUAGAGGUGUUUCUUGAAUUUUUAGAAGGUUAUAUUUAAAUUAUUUUACACAUGCUUGCAUGGACACUGGCGUAAUGACACAAAAAUAAUAAAAAAAUUGCGCAACAUUUUAUUUUAUAUUUCACAGCUAUUUUAAAAUUUCUCUUUUAAAAGUAUUAUAAACUAUCAAAAUGAAUAUUAUUUAUAUAUUUAUUGCCAUUUGUAAUGAUUGUAUGGUUUUAAUAUUUUUUAUUUAACUAUUCAAAAACUCGCGGUCGAAGUCCGUACGCGUUGAAUUUCGUUUUCUACAAAUCCCGCAGGAACCAUGGAUUUUCCGGGAUAAAAAGUAUCAAAAUUUAUUGUUCAUAUCUCUAUACCAUAUUUGAUGGCCUCCGUGGCGUUGUGGUAUGCGGUCCUGGGUUAGAUCCCUGGCUGGGCCGAUUGAGAUUUUCUUAAUUGGUCCAGGUCUGGCUAGUUUCGACUGGCUGGCUUCGGCCGUGGCCAGUUACCACCCUACCGACAAAGACGUACCACCAAGCGAUUUUGCGUUCCGGCACCAUGUCAUGUAGAAUCCGAAAGGGGUGUAGUUGUUUUCAUCCUCCUUCUAACAUGUUAGCCCGCUUGCAUCUAAGAUUACCAUCAGGUGAGAUUGUAGUCAAGGGCUAACUAACUAAAAAAGUAACUAAAGAAUAAAAAGAACCAUAAUAAUUUCUACAUUAAAACAGCGCAUUUAGCAGUGCAAAGGUAGACUGACAGACAGACUUUCGCAUUUAUUUUUAUACGUUUUUAUCCGAGGCUUUGUCUUUUAUGCCUCGCACCCUCCCCUUAUUCACUCUAGCUUGCUAAUUUUAGAAGUCAAGGCUGCCUUAAAGCUUACCAUAUCAAAGAUCUAAGUAUGGUAAUAACAUUUUUUGCUGAAAUAUAUUGAACGUAAAACUGCCGUAAAUUUAACUUUUAUCUAUCUAUUAGUAUCAUUGUUAGAUUUUGGCUGUGCUAAAUGACCUCUUUGUUAACCGACUUCAAAAAAAAGGAGGAGGUUCUCAAUUUCGACGCGUAUGUUUAUUUUAAUGUUUGUUACCUCAUCACUUCGUCAUUUAUGAAUCAAUUUUAAAAAUUCUUUUUUUUGUUUGAAAGAGUAUUCUUCCAGAUUGAUUUUGAUCCAGAUUUCAUUUUCAUGAAAUCGGUUUAGUAAUUUUGUUUUUAAAUCGAAAUAUCUGAAAUACGUCUUUGAAGUCGGUUCAAUUUUUAUGUUAAAAAGAUCAUAAAUAAGCUUCAUGUCCAUGUAAGGGUGUUUUUAAAAAUUAUAGUUCGAAGAGGGUAUCGUGUUUGUAAUAAUUGCUACGUCCAUUUGUAUAUUUAAAUAGUAUAGUUAAUGUACUAGAAGUUUGUUUGUCAUUUAUAAACACCGUGUUUGAUCGAAAAUUACAAAUUUGCAUAAGACUAAAGUUGCCAGAUGCGAUGGAAGAUUGAACAUAAAUUAUAUUCAUAGAUGGACAGAGUUAUUAUUUUUCUGUUUGCCUUCAUCGAUCUCCUAUUAAAAAGUGGAUGCACAAUCAGCGACCAAAAAACGUCCCCACUCAAUGAGUACCAAACACAACUUCUUGGCACUCAAUUUUAGUAGUCGCAUUUGCAAUUUCAACCUUAAACUCAAUCAUUAAGGUUGAAAUUGCUCUGAAUUUGGGAUUUUAUUGAAUAUUGGACUAUAUUUAAAGGCAUUUACGUAUAAUUUUUUUUACCAAUAAUUCUAAAACUGUUAAAGCAAAUUUGGCCAGUUUUAAGUGAAAUUUUCUACAAGAUUGUGCGUUCUUUUAUUAUAAGAGGUCAAUGUUUGCUUUCAAUAAAGUCAUAUUUUCAUAUAAAGGACCUACCCGUUUGGAUUUACAGACUCUGUGAAUAUUCAUGUUCACUGAAUAAUAAAUUUAUUUUGUUAUAUUCCGCUGUGAUGUCAUUUUGACGCCAAAAAACUGAGUAUAUUCAUUUAGCGGAAUGAAUAAGUCUUGGAGUUUAGUUGAGUAAUGUUUUUGCGGAAAAUAGCAAAUUAAUUUAUUAUUCGAUUGUAAAUAAUAAUAAUUAUGUUUAUGAAAUAUUUGCGACUUUUUCUGGUUGUAUAUGUUUACUUUUCUACCAAAUAAGGGUAAUCGUUGUGAAUGUAUCUGGCAACAUGGAUGGAACUUGCCUUAAUGUCAACAGUACUUAUCACAAUUAUUUUUAUCAGAAUACGAUCCUUGUAGACUUUUGUAUAAAUACUAGUUAGUGCAUAGCUUUAUGAAAUCAAAGAAAGCAAUAAUAUUUUUGGGACUAUAUUAUUAUUGUUGAACUUAUUGUCUUUUCUUCAAUAACGGAGUCCUAUUAGAAAAAAAAAAAAAAUUAUCACUUUAUGUAAUGAUUGUAGUGUGAAAAAAUUAUCAUAACUCCGGGAAACUUAUCACUUUUCAGUUCAUCAGUCUAAUUUUGUUCUUAUAAAUCAGAAUGUCGAUAAUUUUGUCAAAAAAAACAAUGCUUGUAAUUUAUUUCAAGUAAAAAUCAAAGUUUGAAUACAUGCUGGUCAACUUGUCAAAACAUUUUCUAUAUAUACGAGUAUUUUUCUUACAAACCAAAUGUUCUACGUUAAAUGUUUACUGAGUUGCAGAUUAAGUAAGGGUGAGGUCAAACGAGCGUAAUUUUGUGAGUUGUCAGUCUCGUAAUUUCGGUUGCGUAAUUUCUGCUGCAUUCGAUUUCAUACAAAAGUCCAGAGGGCCUAGUGGCAGUUUGAUACUGUGACGAUCGCGUUAUCGUAAACGCGAAUUUCUAAGGAAUUGAAACAGCGCCAUCUAGUGGCACUACUGCACAACUGUUUCAAUGCUAGAUAGUAACAGUAUGAAAAUAUUGAAAACUCCCACUAUACACACUGUUCUUGCCACACGGCGUAGCAAAAUGAGUUGUGUUCCGACUUAACAUGCGAAUUUCUGCGACAGAAAUUACGCGACAGACAACUCACAAAAUUACGCUCGUUUGGCGUCACCCUAAAAGAAAUACUGUAGGGAAAUAGGAAUUCUAUUCAUCGUUAAUUGGUUCAUUCAUUCAUUCGUUCAUUCAUUGCUUGCUUAACACUGAUAAGGCCGCCAAUUAUUUGUAGCUAUAUGUAUAUUGUGUUUGUUAUUUGGUGUAGGUACAAUCACUUAUAUUUAUUUACAUCAUUUAUGUUAUGUAAUCUUACUCAUUAAACUAAUAGCAAAGCACCUAUAAAGUUCAAUUUUGUUGGAGUUGGUUUGUAUCGAAUGUACUUCAGUAUUUCUAUUCCAUCAAAUUUUACUGUUCCUUUAGUAGAGUGUUAGUUACAAUAGAGUUGUAAUGUAAAUAUAAUGGCACGCGCAUACAGAAAGCGUUCAGGCGUUCUGAGUUAAGCGUUCAUAGUUCUACGUUCGGCGUUUAUAGUUCUACGUUCGGCGUUCUGAGUCAACCUUUCCUAGUUCUACGGUCUGCGUUCUGAGUCGAUCGUUCCUAGUUCUACGUUCGGCGUUCUGAGUCGAGCUUUCCUAGUUUUACGUUCGGCGUUCUCUAUAGUGAUUGUAAUAAUUUAAUAUCAACGGGCAGAUGGCAGGCGGUCAAACGAAGCUGAUUGCUCUCUGUGCGGUGCUAUGAAGGUAACCUGAUACCCUAAGCAAUCAACCGCUAACUUAUGUGAACUACAAUACAGGCAAAGAUUAGGUAUCAAUCAAUGUCAAUUUAAAACGCGUGAUUUUUGAAAUUGCUUUAACUUUCGUGUGCUCAUUUGCUCGUUCGUCUCUGGUGCUCCUCUUGACGUUAUGCCCUAAGCUUAAUGCCCUUAAACAGCUUGUAGGCCAAUUCAGGACUGACGUCACAGAAAACUAUUAGACUUCUUACCAGAACACUGAACGCAGAACGUAAAACGCAGGCUUCCACCAGUUAACAUCUUACCGAGAAAGACGUGCCGCCAAGCGAUUUAGCGUUCCGGUUCUAUCUCGUGUAGAAACCGAAAGGGGUGUAGAUUUUCAUCCUCCUCCUAAGAAGUUAGCCCGCUUCUAUUUUAGAUUGCAUUAUCACUUACCAUCAGGUGAGGUGUAGUCAAGGGGUAACUUGUAUAGAAUAAAAAAAAACGCAUAACUUCGCAUAUCGCGGAAGUCUUUCUGUCUGUGCGGGGUCUACGUGUUUUUAUAUCUAUAUUAUCUAUGAAACGGACCGUUGGCCAGCUAUAUAAGUGAAAGGUGUCGCGUCUAUACUUUAUGGGUAUCCUCUAUGUCCCCGUGCGUUAGUUAGCAAAUUGUUUUCUUUUCUCUUGUCUUUUGUUUAGUGUCCCGUGGAUGAAGAUGUUAUAUGUUUUAAUUUUAUUGUUGCACAGCGCUAUUUUGUUUUACAUAUUUUCUAACAGAGUUUUAUCGAUAUGUAAGGUCUCAUUGUAGUAUACAAUGUUCUUAAAAUAAACUGCUAAAAUAUGA
This is a messenger RNA of Bicyclus anynana (squinting bush brown), 9371 nucleotides long. RefSeq names its product dolichyl-diphosphooligosaccharide--protein glycosyltransferase subunit STT3B (gene Stt3B). The transcript is spliced from 14 exons. The record is from RefSeq and is a predicted model, not a curated record. Gene Ontology annotation, cellular component: membrane. Bases 871 to 3174 code for a protein of 767 amino acids. Gene Ontology annotation, molecular function: dolichyl-diphosphooligosaccharide-protein glycotransferase activity. NCBI's taxonomy places the organism in Eukaryota, Metazoa, Arthropoda, Insecta, Lepidoptera, Nymphalidae. Gene Ontology annotation, biological process: post-translational protein modification.